This is a messenger RNA of Phoenix dactylifera (date palm), 555 nucleotides long. The record is from RefSeq and is a predicted model, not a curated record. Lineage: Eukaryota; Viridiplantae; Streptophyta; Magnoliopsida; Arecales; Arecaceae.
UUUGCAGUGGAAGUCCUGCAGAACUUGUAUGACGAUUAUCUAGCUUAUUGUUUUCUUUGUAUUGAGACAGGGGAUGUAACUUGUUUAGCCACUGUUCCGGUGGACAUGAAAGCAGAAGCCCACUUCAUUGCAAAGGAGGAUGGGGUCAUUGCUGGAAUUUCUUUUGCAGAGAUGAUUUUUAAUGAGGUUGAUCCAUCAUUAAAGGUUGAAUGGUCUCAGAAAGAUGGAAACUAUGUUCACAAAGGCAUGCAGUUUGGCAAAGUAUAUGGAUGUGCAUGCAGCAUUAUUGUGGCAGAAAGGGUUGCCCUCAAUUUUAUGCAAAGAAUGAGUGGAAUAGCAACACUUACCAAGGUAGCUUUCCAUGUAUCAACUAAUAUUCCAUGGUCUUUUUUCCAGCCUCAAUCAGAAUAGCUUUACAUUUUGCAUGGUUCUUCAUGCACAUAUUCAUUGUGUUGUGUUGGGUUUGCUAGGGUUGUAGUGGUAAGAUAGCUGAAAUUAUACUGCCUUUUUUUGUAAAGUCCAUCUUGAAUUUGUAAAGAAAACAUAAACAUAAAU